AACCCUGCGCAGUGAGUGGGCUGGAGUAGACUGGAGUGCUGGAGAAGGGAUAUGGGCUGAAUCAAAUUCUGGCAGUUCUGGAAGAAUAUCACAACACGCUGAACCCGACUGCGGUGCACUGAUACAGGGAGGGGGAAUGAGCAGUGAAGAGGAGCGAUGCCUUACGUGGACCGACAGAACCGCAUCUGCGGCUUCCUGGAUAUUGAGGAGCUGGAGAGCAGCGGCAAGUUCCUCCGCCGCUACUUCCUCCUGGACACCCAGCAAGGCAACCUGUUCUGGUACAUGGACAACCCACAGAAUCUGCCGAUAGGAGCGGAAUGUGUGGGGUCACUCAAACUCACCUACAUAUCCAAAGUUAGUGACGCCACCAAGCUCAGACCAAAAGCUGAAUUCUGCUUUGUCAUUAAUGCAGGCAGGAGGAAGUUCUUCCUGCAGGCUAAUGAUCAGCAGGACCUUGUAGAAUGGGUCAAUGCACUCAACAACGCCACCAAAAUCACGGUGCCCAAGUCAUGUGAUGUGGUUCAUAAUUCUGACUGCCAGAGAGCCGUGUGUGAUAUUCAGGGCAGCAGGAAGCAGGUGUCCUAUCGGACAGAUAUAAUCGGGGGAGUGCCGAUCGUCACACGGACACAGCAGGAAGGGAAUGAUGGGCAGCCGGCUGGGAGAGAAAAGGAAGCCCUGAAACGACCUUACAGUCACCUUCCCUACUUCCAGUGUAGACCAGCUCAGGAGCAGAGUGUGAUCAAGGCAGGCUACUGUGUGAAACAGGGUGCUGUGAUGAAAAACUGGAAGCGAAGAUACUUUAUUCUGGAGGAAAACUCCAUGAGCUACUUCAAAUCUGAACUUGAGAAGGAGCCUUUGAGGAUGAUUCCCCUUAAAGAGGUUCAUAAAGUUCAGGAGUGUAAACACAGUGACAUAUUAAUGAGAGAUAACCUCUUUGAAGUGGUCACCAUGUCCAGAACGUUUUAUAUUCAGGCGGACAGUCCUGAAGAGAUGCACAGCUGGAUUAAGGCCAUUUCGGGAGCCAUCGUGGCACAGAGGGGCCCUGGGAGAUCUGCUGCAUCUGUGCACACUGUUGGCUCCUCCUCAUUCUACUGCGCCCCCUCGCUUGGCUCCUCCCCCCGGAAGGCCAGCCCUGCCGUGCCAGUCUACUCAGAGUGCCGUGGUGCCGCGCGGCCUGGCGUGGGACAGCGAGCACUUCAUGAGCCUGUUGCCGUUGCCCCGGCAGCACGCCCGCCUGUCACUGCAAGAGACCCGCCUCUCCAAGUGACGCACGAGUCACCGUGGCGCCGGCGCAGCAGUUUCGGGAAGUCCGACGCCCUGUCUCUACCGCCUGCUCUUCCUCUAGACCUGGACGAUGUUGAGCUGCCUGUUAGCGAGGUCUAGCUCCUGAAGGUUCUGGAAGAAUGUGAUUUUAGCAUAAGUCAAUCGUAGAGGGAUUCUUCAGUGAGGACGAGGAGGUGCCC
Molecule: messenger RNA, 1463 nt
Organism: Astyanax mexicanus (Mexican tetra)
Lineage: Eukaryota; Metazoa; Chordata; Actinopteri; Characiformes; Acestrorhamphidae
Gene: plekha1a
Product: pleckstrin homology domain containing, family A (phosphoinositide binding specific) member 1a
Exons: 12
Coding region: 157-1383 (408 amino acids)
Cellular component (GO): membrane; cytoplasm
Molecular function (GO): PDZ domain binding
Source: RefSeq, a predicted model, not a curated record